Molecule: messenger RNA, 685 nt
Organism: Amoebophrya sp. A25
Lineage: Eukaryota; Dinophyceae; Syndiniales; Amoebophryaceae
Source: the annotation of a GenBank genome assembly
GAAUUAUCUGCAGAGACAUGUCUCGCGGUUUUACAAGCUUGUGACAGCUGCUGGUGUGACCAUAACAGCUUGUUAACGAAAGUUUUGGCCUUUGUCAACGAAAACUUCAAUAAAGAGUUCUCUCCAUUUCUACCUCGUUGCGCUGCAGUGGCGUCUGCACUAGCGCGGAUCGGAAUCAAAGACGAAAAACUGGAAGCAAAACUUCAUGAUGCUUUGGACUUUUUCUUCGAUGUGGGAAGCAAAAGGAUCGAGAACAAUUCAGAUGGAAAUGCAAAGGAAGAUUAUGAGGCUAAAAGAACGUCGAGUAGAAACACAGAGACAACAACAACAACCACCGCCGCUAUCCUCGAUCUCCUCGCGAAUCUUGUAGAAUUGCGUGGUGGUUGUAGAGGUGCAAGCCAUUCGAUGUUGACGAGUAGGAUAUUGGACUUGCAGAUGAACACAAUCCUCGAAAGUCUGAAAAAGAAGUUCCAGAGUUCUUCACGGAAACUAUCACGAGUCGUGGCAGCACUCAUUCUAUUCUUGGAUUCCAGCUCUACGACCAAGGAGAAACUUCAUCUCUUCAAAAGAGAUCUCUUGCUAGACUACGUAUCGAAGGAGUUUAACCUAGGCCUGCCUGAUUUCGAGCACAGACAGCUAUGGCUGAUGAUGCUUGAGGUCUUUUCUACUUCAGAUAUGCGACCAC